AUGAACAGCCUCUCACCUUCUGCAGCUGUGCAGCUCUGCUACGAGAACGUGAACGGAUCCUGCGUGAAAGCCCCCUACUCGCCUGGCUCCCGGCUGGUUCUGUACACAGUGUUUGGCUGUGGGGCUCUGCUGGCCAUGCUGGGCAACCUCCUGGUGAUGAUUGCCAUCCUUCACUUCAAGCAGCUGCACUCGCCCACCAACUUCCUCAUCGCCUCUCUGGCCUGCGCUGACUUUCUGGUGGGAGUGACUGUGAUGCCCUUCAGCAUGGUCAGGUCCGUGGAGAGCUGCUGGUACUUUGGGCGAAGCUUCUGUACUUUCCACACGUGCUGUGAUGUGGCCUUUUGUUACUCGUCUCUCUUCCACCUGUGCUUCAUCUCCAUCGACAGGUACAUGGCUGUCACCGACCCUCUGGUCUAUCCCACCAAGUUCACGGUGUCUGUGUCAGGGCUAUGCAUCAGCAUCUCCUGGGUCCUGCCCCUUGUGUACAGCGGUGCUGUGUUCUUCACAGGUGCCUAUGAUGAUGGGCUGGAAGAAUUAUCUAGUGCUGUUAACUGUCUAGGGUGUCAGACAGUUGUAAAUCAAAACUGGGUGUUGAUAGAUUUUCUAUCCUUCUUUAUACCUACUCUUGUUAUGAUCAUUCUCUAUAGUAAUAUUUUUCUUGUGGCUAGACAACAGGAAAAGAUUGAAAAUACUGGUGGCAAAACAGAAUCAUCUUCAGACAGUUACAAAUCCAGAGUGGCCAAGCGAGAGAGAAAAGCAGCUAAAACCCUGAGUAUCACAGUCAUAACAUUUAUGAUUUCAUGGAUACCCUAUAGUAUUGACUCAUUAAUCGAUGCCUUUAUGGGCUUCAUAACCCCUGCCUAUAUUUAUGAGAUUUGCUGUUGGUGUGCUUAUUAUAACUCAGCCAUAAAUCCCUUGAUUUAUGCUUUAUUUUACCCAUGGUUUAGGAAAGCCAUAAAAAUUGUUCUGAGUGGUCAAAUUUUUAAGAAUGAUUCUGCAAGCAUGAAUUUAUUCUCUGGACAAAUGUAA
This is a messenger RNA of Sus scrofa (pig), 1029 nucleotides long. RefSeq names its product trace amine-associated receptor 6. The record is from RefSeq and is a predicted model, not a curated record. Lineage: Eukaryota; Metazoa; Chordata; Mammalia; Artiodactyla; Suidae. Gene Ontology annotation, molecular function: trace-amine receptor activity. Gene Ontology annotation, biological process: G protein-coupled receptor signaling pathway. Gene Ontology annotation, cellular component: membrane.